Molecule: messenger RNA, 4185 nt
Organism: Fusarium redolens
Lineage: Eukaryota; Fungi; Ascomycota; Sordariomycetes; Hypocreales; Nectriaceae
Exons: 2
Coding region: 1-4185 (1394 amino acids)
Source: RefSeq, a predicted model, not a curated record
AUGGGCCCUCCAAUGCAAAAUGUUUGCAUUCCUAUGCACUUGGACGCCUUCGCCUUGUCUCCAAAACUCUGCGAUCCCUCACGCCAAUCAAAGAUUGCUCCAUACACUCAACCCAACUACACUGCUUUGCGCCUCAACAGCCAUCUUUUGCAACAUGAUAUCCUCGAUCAUGUCGACUUUCACAAUACCCAACCGGCCACGCGAAAUUCCCGGACUGCUGAUAUUGGAUCCUCACCUCCAAACAAUCUGCUGUUGCAUCGAAUGGGCGUACAUUUGCAAUGGUCUCUGCCUCGAUGCUAUCGCACUGCUGCUGCUACUGGACGAACAUCCAGUAGUUCCAAAGCUGGAUCGACUGCAGACCCAGCUCAGCCCACGUUCCGCAAGAUUCCUAACCGGUGGUUAAUCACCAGGCGUCUCAAGACACCCACUAAACCUCCUCCUGGGGUCAAUCCCUUCCAAAGUUGGGUCGUUGAGAGCGAUGUGGUUCAGAAGAUUAAGGAAAUUCCAGCCGUAAUAGACUUGGAGAGCGGCGUAUCACCCUUUGUCUCUUACGAUGGAGCGGAUCCUCAAGAUCCUAAAACUAAUGACCCAGCCUCCAACCCCAACUUGCUAAACGAGCAAACAGAAGUUUUCUUGGGUCAAAAGUUUGAUCUUCAGAGCUGGCCUGGUACCACUCCAAGGAACUACCUCCCAGGUGGCCUAACGGUCAUGAGUUCUUCAAAUCCUUACUUUGCGGACAAUGCUCUUCACAAUGCCAACGUUCUAUCCAUCAUCGACAACUUUUCCUAUCCACGCAAUCCAAACGACUCAAAUCCCAGAGACGACAACUUUAGUUACUUGAGCAACGCCACCUGUGAUUACUUUGUCAUUGGAUGGCACAGUGACCCCAAUGAUGACCCUUUCAACACCAAGCUUGAUCCUUUGAGUACUUCCAACUUGAGUACUCGACUCUCGGACCUCAUGAUGCAACUCAGCCCCAAAGAGGCAGGGGAUGGUGGCAAGUUCAAGAACAAGCAGGAUCCAACAAGAUGUCUUGUGCAUGGCGCUAUCUACGACGUAAGCUAUGAUUUUAACAACCCACCCGCUCAAAGUGUCGCAGAGGACGGUGCAAAGCUUUUCAAACCAGAGGCCAAAACCAAGAUCGAGCCCUUGUCCAUCGGAACGACUGCGCUCGACAGCAUUCUAACCUUUCUGGAUGCCCAUCAACACGACUCCGACCAAGCCAGCCCAUUUGGUCCAGGAGGUAGCACUCUGGCUCAUCAAAUAGUCGAACUUUCUCAACUCCUUUAUGCAGCUGGUGACCAGUAUGAUUCUCGUGUCCAAGCUCAAGACAUGAUUGCUCAGCAGAACUUUUCAAAGAUUGAUGGCGGUUCUCGUUGGAGUUACUCCAAAGGUGCUCAAAGCCAAGGCUCAAAACAGCCUUUGUCCAAUACUGGCCAACCUAAUAUUCCCUCAGGGGACGAACAAACCAUACUGGAACAGCUUAACCAAAAGCAGUUGGCACUGGACGUAGCAACUCGCAAGUUGUCCUGGCUGCAAUGGUCGCUAUUUGCUGAAUGGUUCAAAUACAAGAGCCAGUUUAUUCCCACUGUGGGGCGUUCCGCAGUGCUCAAAGCAUAUAAAGAUGCAGUUCAACCGAUCAAGGACAGUAUCAACGGCGCCACCAACGCCGAUGGAACGGUUGUCACGGGCCUCAACAGUUACAUCAAGUCGCUGAACAAAGAGAUAUCGGAUUUGCAAAAGAAGGUUGAUUGCAAGUUGUCUGCCAGAGAACCUUAUCGACUGCGCUCCGAUCCCACGCUUUCCAUCGUGGGUUUGGACUCUGGCUGGCCGGUAGAUAUAAUGGACACUCUGCAGGUCUUACUCGAUGAGGAGCUGUCGAAGGAUAUCACUACCGCCAAGACUAUCUUUGGAUCAUUAUCAAAUCCUGUCCCCAAGGAUAACAGUCUUGAUGUUACAGCCGCCAAAAUACUAGCCGAAUGUAUGGCAACCACCAACGCGGGAACCACCAACGGCAAAACCGGUGCUCCAAAGAUUACGGGUUUUCAGUCUUGGGGUAAUCGUAACCCCUUUGCUCCCCUAUUUAUUGAAUGGGAAGGACUCUACUACCACAUCGACAAAGACGUAUGGGACGUUGAACUACGUCCAAGUCCUGUUGGACAUCCUAUCUCUCAGGUUCGCUACGUCCCAGGGCAAACUUUGUUGACGGCAGAUGCGGCAAAUGAUGCGGAAAAUCAGGCAGACUUCCGUACUCUGAAUGGAAGGGUCAUGGUCUUGCCUCAGCCAACGCUGAACCUAGAGACCAUGGUUGCUCAAGUGCUUCAGAACAAAUCCAACGUCAUCCCUCCAGAUAUCGACCCUGCUGUUUUGCAGCAGCAGAUCCGCAAGAUUAAAUUCUUGUCUGCCCCGUUGUCUGGCUUGACAAACCAUCUGAUCACAAGAGUUCAAGGUGCACAUGUGAAGCCAAACGUGAGGGUGCAAGGUCAGAAUGUGAUUCCAUUGACUGCGGCAGAUGCAAGUGAGAUUGGGAUAGACGUUGGAACUUUGGCCCUGGUGGACGCUCAAAGUGCGUUGACUCCAUACUGUUCACUCAUGGCAUUUCCACUGGAUGAUUAUCCAAACAAUCCGUUCAAGCCUGUCACGCAUGGGCAGAUGGUGCUCACAAAACUCAACAUCGUCGACAAGUUUGGACAGGCAAUCACUAUGCCAGACCUCAAUCGACGGCUCGUCAACCAGCCAAAGCCUCCAGAUGCCAAGAUCUACCCAAGUUUGAGCGAUUACUUGGCGCCAGAUAUUAUCCAAGUUGACGAUGGAAGGGGAGGAAAGAAGAAGGUUUUGAAUACACUGUUUCCGACGCCAGAUCCGGUUGUUGAAGGCUCGUGGCCAGUAUCUCAGUUCAUUCAACUUACUCCAGCCAUCAACCAGGACGCAAGGAUCAACGGCGUCUUCCUCACCCAAGACACAAUCGCACCAGAUAAAUAUUCGGCUUGGAGAGAAGCUACAGACUUUGAGUCUCCAAUCUGGGGCUGGCUCGUGGUCAACUAUGCUGACAACGGCUUGCAAUUCUUCCUUGGGGACGGCACCUUUUACCGCGAGAUCCGUAAGGGGGGAGUAAAUGGUACCAAUGUUUCAGCCAAAUGGCUACCCUACCCAGCACCAAAAGGCAAUCUUGUUCCGAGUGAUGCUGGGACAUACCAGCUCAGCAAGCUGCUUGACCAACUCUCACCAGAGGUCGACACAGAUGGGACAUACCUGCAAGCCUUUUUUGACAUGAUCAACGGAGCGAUUCAAAACAUGCCCUUUCCGCCGUCAAGCUAUUCCGCCUACGCCAAUGCCAUUGUCGGUAAGCCGCUGGCCCUUGUCAACGCUGGCUGGAGCAUAGAGCUAGCGCAACCACCGCUAGAGCCUCAGUUUGGUUCCAUAUCUAGCAGACCGGACAGUUGGAAAGGUGAACUUGAGAGAUACGGGUUCAAACUGAAGAUUGGUGAUGCGGCUCGGAAUUUCGACGGCGUUGUCGGUUACUUCCUGUCCUCCAACGCCGCUGCACCAGGAUCAGAGAGUAAUACACCAGAUCCACAGCCGGUGACAGAGUGGGAUACGCUGUACACUUAUUUCCCACGGGAAGGGAACUCACAGAAGGGUAUUCAAGGCAUUUCUCCAGGGAACUACCCUGUCUUGAACCCGUAUUACUUGCAUCCCGAACCAGAGAAGACAGCCGAUCUGGUCGAGGCCAAGAACAGAAAAUACCUCGUCACCUCGCUCUUAGUAGAUCCGUACACGCCCAUUCACGGAUACUCACCAAUCCUUCCAGCCAAGUCACUAACGAUACCAGACUGGGCAGUAAAGGUGGCUAUGGAUAAGAUGCAUGCUUUCUUCCACCUGGGGCCCUCACUUGUGACUUCUGACGUCCCUCCCACCUACGCAGAGGCGAACGCAAGCAAUCCCGACAAAACACCAAAGAAUACAGUUGGCCUCCCUGUGUCGGGAAGCAAAGGCACAUGGACAUGGCUGCAGCCUUACGCUCAGAAUGGAUAUGCUGAUGAUGGUACUGAGUUGUCUGCAGAGUAUGCAACUAUGGGAGUCAAUGUAGAUGUCGGUGAGGUGAAGUUCAAGCCAGCGCCAUACACACUCUUGGAAGGAUACUUGCAGUUGAUGGGAAAGUUGGAUAAUACAGGGGGGACAUAG